AUGGAACUCGAAGACUUGCCCGACAACGAAAUACGUCAGCGUCUCAUCGCUUUGGGUCAGAAUGUCGGUCCACUGACACCAACAACAAGAGCAGUCCACAUAAAAAAGCUGCGGAACCUGUUGGCAAUGCAAGGAGAGAACGUGGCCGUUCACGAACCGACGCCACCUCCAUCUUUCAGCAGUGGAGAUGGAACAAAUCAGCUGGAGAUUUUUGACAGUGAACCAAUUGCAGAGGAGGAACCUAUGUUAACGCAGCUUCGUGCGCCACAAACAAUGUCGGAGACGCCUCGUGCUUCUAAGGUCACCACUACCACGGUUCCCCAACAACCUAAAAAGACAGCGGUGACUGACGACAGUUCCGAUGGAGAAAUGUGGGGUUCGGAAUCGGUGCGAUAUUUGUCGCCCGAAGAAAUGGAAUUGGAGAUGAACCACAAUAGGACCUUACCGGUUUCUAACGUCGUUCAAACUGGUAAUCUUAGGAAGGUGGGACCGAACAACAUUCUAUUUUGCCAAUAA
Molecule: messenger RNA, 516 nt
Organism: Cooperia oncophora
Lineage: Eukaryota; Metazoa; Nematoda; Chromadorea; Rhabditida; Trichostrongylidae
Source: the annotation of a GenBank genome assembly